AUGAAGGAAGCCAUAGGCGUAGAGGAAGAAAUUCAGCGGAAUAGAGCUAUUACGCCAUCACAGGAUACAGGGCAAAGGAAAGAUAGCAACACUCCGGUGAGUACACCAAUGCAGGUAGGAAUUACAGUCACAGAUUUGGGGAAAUCGAAUGAACUAGGGAGGAAGGGUGGGGUGAUUGAGAGUGCACAAAAACAAAGUGAAAUUGUUGAAAAUCAAGUAGCAGAGAAGACGCAAACAUGGGCAACAUUGUUUGAUGGCAACAAAUUUGCAGCUAGAGGUAUGGAAUUGAAGUAUAUAGCACCGACUAUAGUUGAAGGUGAAGUGGUGGCUCAAUUGCAGCAAGAGGAACUUGAUAGAGAAACUGGAAAGUGGAAGCAAGCAUUAAUAAUGUACGUAGUUGGAAAUUCACCUACUAUAGCAGCAGUUGAGAGAUUCAUUGCGAAUAAUUGGAACUAUACAGCGAACCCUAAAGUGUAUUAUCAUAAUGAAGGCUUUUUUCUGGUGAAAUUUGGAAGUAUUGAAGACAGGGAUGAGGUGUUAUUCUCAGGCCCUCACACAAUGAACAAUAGGCUAGUAAUUGUGAAAAUUUGGGAAGCUGGUUUUGACUUUAACAAGGAAGUGUUAAGAACGAUUCCACUGUGGAUUAGGAUGCCUAAUUUACCGCUGAAUUGCUGGAGUAUGGACUCCCUAAGCAGGAUAGGUAAUGUGUUAGGGAGACCUGUCUAUGCUGAUGAAUGCACAACAAAUGUGGACAGGGUUUCAUAUGCAAGGAUGCUUGUGGAGAUGGAUGUUACGAAGCAGCUGCCAGACAUGAUAAAAGCAAGAGAUCCUAUGGGAAAAAUAUUUGAGCAGGAAAUAAAAUAUGACUGGAAGCCUAUUUACUGUCCAACAUGUCUGAAAAUUGGACAUAAAUGUCAAGAAAAGGGGCAGAGAUUAGCUAUACAGCCUGAACAAGGAAGAAUGGGAAAACAAAGGACUAUAUGGCAAAAGAAGAAUGAGGAAGUUCAUCAGAAAGAUAAUGUGGCUGAAAUUGAACAGGGGAAACAGAUGAUGAAAAAGGCAGAUAAACAACAGCAGGAACAAAGGGGACAAUGGACAGAAGUUAGAGGAAAGUCAGCAAGUAAAAAUGGGCAGGUUACAAUUAGACAAGACAAAUUGGCAGUUACCAAUACUUUCAGCUCUCUUGGAAGUAAACAACAACAAAUGCUAAUGGAUAAAGGGGUGAAUGUAGAAUGUGGACAGUGUAGUCAAGGAGAGAAGGCUGAGUUGGAAAAGUUUAUAAAGAAGAAUAAUAUAGCAUUAAUUGCAAUAUUAGAACAUAGGGUGCAAAGGAAGUAUGCUGAACAAAUAAUAAGGUGGAUUGAUGCAGGAUGGCAUUGGUGUUCAAAUUAUGAUGCAAAUGAAAGGGGCAGAAUUUGGAUAUUAUGGAAUCCAACGGAAGAAGUGUUUACUGAGACAUAUACAUCCACACAACUUAUUCAUGGGGUUGUGAAGAUGUGUAACUUGAAUGUAGAUUUCCAAUUAACAGUGGUGUAUGGAUUGCAUACUGUGGUAGCUAGAAGAACAUUAUGGGAUGAAUUAACAAAAAUAGCAAUCACUCAGAAGGAAGCAUGGAUAGCAAUGGGAGAUUAUAAUACUAUACCACAACAUACAGAUAGAGUCCAAGGGAGCAUAGUGCAAGAAUAUGAAGUAUCUGAUUUUAAGAAGUUUAUGAUAGAUUCUAAUAUGGUGGAAUUGAAAAUGAAUGGUAGAAGAUAUACAUGGACUAACAGCCAUGUACACAGUAAGAUUGAUUGGGGUCUUGCUAAUAGUGAAUGGAUGAAUAAAUGGGCUCAUGUGGAGGUGACAACACUUGAUCCAUAUUUCUCAGACCAUACACCUCUUGUUGUUGAAAUAGGAGGAAGGGGAAGUAAAGGGGCCAAGCCAUUUAAAUUUUUUAAUCACUUGGCUAAACAUCCAGAGUUUAUAACACUGGUGAAGAAGACAUGGGGCAGUAGGCAGCAUAGUAAGGGAAUGGAAACAGUCUGGUACAAAUUGAAGCAAGUGAAACAAGAACUUAAAACACUAAACUGUAAAGAAUUCUCAGAGGUGACAGAGAAGGUGAAUUAUUAUAGACAAGCACUGAUAGACUUGCAGGUUGAAACAAGAAACUAUAGGAAGCAGGAGGAGCUGGCAGAUGAAGAAAAAGAAAUAAAGCAACAGUUAGAGAAAUGGGUGGAAAUAGAAGAGAGCAUAUUCAAGCAAAAAUCAAGAGUGAAAUGGCUGCAAUUAGGAGAUGCCAAUAAUGCUUAUUUUCAUGCGUGUAUGAAGAAUAGAACUGCCCAAAAUCAAAUUCAAAGACUAAACACUCUUGAUGGACAUAUAGCACAGAAUGAAAAGGAAGUGGAACUGGAGAUUGUCAAGUUUUAUCAGACACUACUGGGAACAGCCACAAAGGAGUUACCGGUAAUCCAACAAGAUGUUAUGGAAGAAGGAAACAAGGUAAGAAGAGAGCAACAACUGAAAUUGAUAGAGGAAGUUACAAAGGAAGAAGUGUAUAAUGCCUUGAGAGAAAUUGAUGAUCAAAAAGCUCCAGGGUAUGAUGGAUUUAAUUCUUUUUUUUUCAAGAAAAGCUGGGGGAUAGUUGGAGAUGAUAUUACUAAUGCUGUAUUGGAUUUUUUUCAAACUGGAGAAAUGUUCAAGCCUAUAAACUGCACAGCUGUUACACUUAUUCCAAAGGUCAGGAAUCCAUUAACAAUAAAAGAAUUUAGACCCAUAUCUUGCUGCACAGUGGUAUAUAAAAUCAUCUCAAAGAUUAUUACAAAGAGGCUACAGGUGGUCAUGUCUGACUUGAUUGAUCAAAGCCAGUCUGCCUUUGUUCCAGGAAGAAUCAUAAGUGAUAAUAUCAUCCUAAGCCAUGAACUCAUAAAGGGGUAUGGAAGGAAAAACAUAUCGCCUAGGUGUAUGAUAAAAAUUGAUAUGCAAAAAGCUUACGACUCGGUGGAAUGA
Nicotiana attenuata is the source of this 2988-nucleotide messenger RNA. RefSeq lists its product as uncharacterized. Lineage: Eukaryota; Viridiplantae; Streptophyta; Magnoliopsida; Solanales; Solanaceae. Bases 1 to 2988 code for a protein of 995 amino acids. The transcript is spliced from 3 exons. The record is from RefSeq and is a predicted model, not a curated record.